AUGUCACACACGGUCCUGAUAGUGCAGUCUGACUCAGAUGUGGACAGCAGAACAUGGCUUGAUUUCGAGACUGUGGGCGAUUGCAUGGAUGGGAUUUGCAGAAGCUUCGAAGAACACUUAAAGCAGCGGAAUCCGCACUCUCAGGCGAUGACUUACGACAUAAGUCAGCUGUUUGACUUCAUCGACCGAUUGACUGACAUCUCGUGCUUCGUUAGCAACAGGAAUCAAGUGUACGUGUCACACAAUCGUGAGUGGAUCAAGCAGCAGAUAUAUUUGAAACUCAGCAGUCAGUCUGCCAGCUAG
Molecule: messenger RNA, 303 nt
Organism: Soboliphyme baturini
Lineage: Eukaryota; Metazoa; Nematoda; Enoplea; Dioctophymatida; Soboliphymatidae
Source: the annotation of a GenBank genome assembly